This is a messenger RNA of Diaporthe batatas, 2607 nucleotides long. RefSeq lists its product as uncharacterized. Lineage: Eukaryota; Fungi; Ascomycota; Sordariomycetes; Diaporthales; Diaporthaceae. Gene Ontology annotation, cellular component: nuclear membrane complex Bqt3-Bqt4. The transcript is spliced from 4 exons. Gene Ontology annotation, molecular function: DNA binding. Gene Ontology annotation, biological process: mitotic telomere tethering at nuclear periphery; meiotic attachment of telomere to nuclear envelope. The record is from RefSeq and is a predicted model, not a curated record. The coding region runs from base 747 to 2030 and encodes 427 amino acids.
CUGCCCCAGGCCCCAGCACCCGAGAGUCACAAGCACCAGACCCCGUCUUGACCCCCCCCAGCUCAUGCACCUCAUCUUAUUACACAGUACCACUGGUUAGUUGCUCGGAUACUCCAGCUUCUUCAUCACAUCCACCCCCCCCACGCCGUCGCUUUCGAUCCGAACCAUCCAGACUGCUUAUUACCAGCAACAACGAUUAUUUACCCGUCGAUCGCACACAUCCUCUGCUUGACGAUAACUUAUUUGUUGGAGCUUUCCUUCAAUAAAUCAUACACUGUCUACAGCACAGUCAUUAGAUUUCAUCAACCUUGCACAGAACAGAACAGACCAGACCGGACCAACGACCGACUGACCGCCCCGCCUCUCGUGCGAAGACCCCCUUUCGUUGCCCCCGUGCCCCGUCCCUUCUUUUCGUUCCCGCUCCACCCAAAAAGUAGCGCGUAAACGGCCUUCGGCGCACAAUCUUGAGUGAGGGCGGCCUUCGUCUUUGCCCACCGAAUUGCGAAUUGGCCUCAGGCUGCGUUUAUUAUCAAUCGCGCAGAAGCAGCCAGGUGUCGACAAUAAUCUGCUGCGAGCUCGCUAGUGUCGCAUCGCCCUUCCGUCCAAACUCAACACCCAAGCUGGCAGAGUCGUCGAUUCCCUCCCAUCGCCGACCUGACCUUGUCCACCGGCCUGGUCGUCACUCUCCCUGGCGGCCUGCGAUACCUCAUCCUGUCUAUCAAGUUUGCACAUAAAGCGCAUCCAUCAUGGCGCCGACCAUCGCGAGGCAGUUGCCGCAGAAGCGCAACCCCUUCAUGACCGCGGACGUGCCAAACUACACUGACCUUGUCUCAAGGCGCCGCCUCGGCCAGACCCAGCUGACGGCCAAGAUGGUCGCCGCGCUACCCGGCGCCCAAGUCGACCCCUCCAACCUCGGUGUCUUCGACUACGCGCACCUGCGCGCCCCCCUGCCCAAAGGCAUCGUUUCCGGCAUCUUCAAGUCGAGCCCAAACAGCUACUUCUUGAUGCGCCGAAGCAACGACGGUUUUGUGUCCGCCACCGGAAUGUUCAAGGCCAGCUUCCCGUAUGCUCUGGCUGAGGAGGAAGAGGCCGAGCGCCGGUACAUCAAGUCUCUGUCGACUACUAGUCCCGAAGAGACUGCCGGCAACGUGUGGAUUCCUCCAGAGUCUGCCCUCAGCCUCGCUGACGAGUACGGAAUCGGGCCUUGGAUCCGUGCCCUGUUGGACCCCGCCGACAUUGUGGUAUCGAACGCGUCCGAGAACAGCCCACCGAAGCGGAUUAACGCCCCCCCGAAGUACAUCCCUACCGCGUCCGCCACCACUCUCGUGCCACCGACGCCGACCUCGAUGCGCAGCACGCGCAGCCGCCGAUCCGCCAGCCCGACCAAGGGGCCCUCCAGCCGCCGCAACGUCGCUGCGAGCCCGCGCAAGCGGUCCACCAGAACAACAUCUGCGCAGCCUGAGUCCAGCGAGACACCAAGCACCAGCAGGAAGACUUCUCUCACUAAUGGUGACAUCCCAGUGCUCGCCCCUAGCGAGGCGCUCAAGGUUGAGGAGCUCAAGGUCGAGCACGUCGACAAGGGACUAACGGGGACACUCGAGACCGUCCAGGAGGAGCCCAAGGUGAAGGUGACCAUUGAACAAGACGUCAAGGUCGAGGAAAACGGCACCGAAGUCGAGCGCACCAAGGUCGACCUCAAGAUGCCCUUCACCGCUGGAGCCCCUCCGAGCGCGGACGACGCGGCUCGGAUGAUCGAGGAGGCGAAGGCAAUGGUGGCCAGCGCCGAAGCAGACAUCGCCGAGACUUCCUCCAAAACUGCCAAGGGCAAGAGGAAGGCGGAGGACUACGAGGCAGACAUGGAGGAGGAUGGCGCAGCCGGGGAAACGAAUGUCGACCUUCGCCCGAGGGCAAAGAAGGCCAAGACCGAGGUCGAGCUGCGCAAGAACAAGGUGAAGAGGCGCGCAUUGAUGGGCAUCACCUUUACGCUGGCAGCUGGAGCUCUGAUCCCCUACGCAAUGAACUUCCUGUGAGAUUGAGCAUUAUUCAAGAACGGGCGGGGCCGUGUAUGAUGUAGGAAACGGCGCGGUGUUUGGACAAAGAACAGGCCCCUGAAAGGACGAGAUUUCUUUGCUUUUCGGCUUGGACUGCGGAGUUUGGGUGGUCGGACAUUUCUUCGCCUGCAGGUAUAUUCUCUCAAGGUCCGGUGAAGUAUCAUUGUUUUAACGGGACCUGCUUCAUACAGCAUUUCGGUUGCGCCUCGCCCUCGCUGCGGAUCUCGUUCGUUUCAACGAUUAUCUAGCCAGAGGAGCUGAGAGAAAACGGAUUUUUGUAACUUGUGUACACUUUGGCCUGGAAUCAAACCAUUUUAUCAAUCGGUCUCGUGUGCGUACACAGUAUGUUGGGUACGUGGGUACCUAGGUAGUUGGUUCUAUGGGAGGUGGCUGCCGCCGUAGUUACUUCAAACGAUGCCGCGUCCAAUUGUGAGGAGCUGGGUCCGUCCGUAUCGGGGUCAGGUCAAUCUAGGUCAAUCUGCCGCCGGUGACCGCUCCAAAUGAGGCUAACCUGUAUUUUUGGUUGCACUCGCACCAAAUAAUAUUUUACUCUGCU